Vanderwaltozyma polyspora DSM 70294 is the source of this 759-nucleotide messenger RNA. It is a transcript of the gene RPS0A, whose product is annotated as 40S ribosomal protein uS2. Gene Ontology annotation, biological process: cytoplasmic translation; ribosomal small subunit assembly. The coding region runs from base 1 to 759 and encodes 252 amino acids. Lineage: Eukaryota; Fungi; Ascomycota; Saccharomycetes; Saccharomycetales; Saccharomycetaceae. Gene Ontology annotation, molecular function: structural constituent of ribosome. The record is from RefSeq and is a predicted model, not a curated record. Gene Ontology annotation, cellular component: cytosolic small ribosomal subunit; ribosome; 90S preribosome. The transcript is spliced from 2 exons.
AUGUCUUUACCAGCUACUUUUGACUUGACUCCAGAAGAUGCCCAAUUGUUGUUGGCUGCCAACACCCAUUUAGGUGCUAGAAACGUUCAAGUACACCAAGAACCAUACGUCUUCAACACCAGACCAGAUGGUGUCAACGUUAUUAACGUCGGUAAGACUUGGGAAAAGAUUGUUUUAGCCGCUAGAAUCAUUGCUGCUAUUCCAAACCCAGAAGAUGUCUGUGCCAUCUCUUCCAGAACCUACGGUCAAAGAGCUGUCUUGAAGUUCUCUGCUCACACUGGUGCUACCCCAAUUGCCGGUAGAUUCACCCCAGGUUCUUUCACUAACUACAUCACCCGUUCUUUCAAGGAACCAAGAUUGAUUAUUGUUACUGACCCAAGAUCUGAUUUCCAAGCUAUCAAGGAAGCUUCUUACGUUAACAUCCCAGUCAUCGCUUUGACCGAUUUGGACUCCCCAUCUGAAUACGUUGAUGUCGCUAUCCCAUGUAACAACAGAGGUAAGCACUCCAUCGGUUUAGUUUGGUACUUAUUGGCCAGAGAAGUCUUGAGAUUAAGAGGUGCUUUGGUCGACAGAACCCAACCAUGGGCCAUCAUGCCAGAUUUGUACUUCUACAGAAACCCAGAAGAAGUUGAACAACAAGCUGCUGAAGAAACUACUUCUACUGGUGCUGACGCUGAAGAAUCUAAGGAAGAAGUCGCUGAAGGCCAAAAUGAAGCCUCUGAAUGGGCUGAAGAAAACACUGAAGCUGUUUCUUGGUAA